GAAGGUGCACACCUCUGUCUGUGUGUGUGCUGCCUCUGCAUCAGAUCGGACUGCAUCAGAAUCAUAACAACAACAGUAGUCUGAAGCUCAAAGGUGAUCCUGGUGCAGUGACUGUCCUGUGCCGUCUCUCUGCGCCCUGUAUGUCCCCCGGCCACCCCCGGCCUGUCAUAGAGACACUGAGCUCAGGGACUGCGCUGCUGUAGGACCCCAUGGCUCUGGGCCCUACAUCCUCCUCCAUGGGCCCCUGGUCCUGGCUGGCUGAGCGGCUAAUGCUGGGGCCCCUGCUGGUCCUGCUGGUGUCUGGGCUGGGCAUGGCCCUUGGUCAGAGGGUUUACACCAACACAUGGGCCGUCCAUAUCGCUGGAGGACCAGACGAGGCUGACCGCAUUGCCGGUAAACACGGCUUCGUCAACCAUGGCAAUGUAUUUGGUGAUAUCUAUCACUUCCGGCACCGUUCUGUGGAGAAGAGGUCUCUGUCGGAUCACCGAGGGACGCACGUCCGUCUACAAAAAGAGCCUCAGGUGACGUGGGCAGAACAGCAGGUGGUGAAGAGUAGGAAGAAGAGGGACAUCUACACGGAGCCCUCGGACCCCAAGUUUACCCAGCAGUGGUACCUGUACAAUGCUAAUCAUCGUGACCUGAAUGCUAAAGGUGCGUGGGAGCUGGGCUACACUGGGAAGGGAGUGGUGGUGUCCAUCCUGGAUGAUGGUAUAGAGAAGAACCACCCAGACCUUAUAUCAAACUAUGACCCAGACGCCAGCUAUGAUGUGAACGAUGGCGAUCCAGACCCUCAGCCACGAUACACACAACUCAACGACAACCGGCAUGGGACUCGUUGUGCAGGAGAGGUGGCAGCGAUGGCCAACAAUGGGAUCUGUGGAGUCGGGGUGGCCUACAACGCCAGGAUUGGAGGAGUGCGUAUGCUGGACGGCGAGGUGACAGACGUGGUGGAGGCCCAGUCUCUCAGUCUGAACCCACAGCACAUCCACAUCUACAGUGCCAGCUGGGGCCCUGAGGAUGAUGGGAAGACGGUGGAUGGACCUGCCAAGCUAGCCAAGGAAGCCUUUCUGCGCGGCGUGACCGAGGGUCGUGGGGGCCUGGGCUCCAUCUUUGUGUGGGCAUCAGGGAACGGCGGACGUGAGAAGGACAGCUGUAACUGUGACGGCUACACCAACAGCAUCUACACCCUGUCCAUCAGCAGCUCCACCCAGAACGGCAACGUGCCCUGGUACAGCGAGGCCUGCUCCUCCACCCUCGCUACAACCUACAGCUCUGGCAACCUCAAUGAGAAACAGAUAGUGACCACGGACCUCAGACAGAAGUGUACUGACACCCACACGGGCACCUCUGCCUCGGCUCCACUGGCUGCUGGGAUCAUUGCCCUCGCACUGGAAGCCAAUAAAAACCUGACAUGGAGGGACAUGCAGCACUUGGUCGUGAGGACCUCUCAUCCCGCCCACCUCCUCACCAACGACUGGAAUACCAAUGGGGUCGGACGAAAAGUGAGCCACUCAUAUGGGUAUGGUCUGCUUGAUGCCAGUGCGAUCGUGGCUCUGGCUGAGAACUGGACCAACGUCGGGCCCCAGAAGAAAUGUGUGCUGUCCAUGGUGGCAGAGCCCAGGAACAUUGGGAGCCACCUGCUGAUCACCAAGACAGUGGACGGCUGCGUUGGGACAGCCAACCAUGUGAGCUCCCUAGAACAUGCCCAGGCCCAGCUCACCCUCUCCUACAACCGCAGGGGCAACCUGGGCAUCUACCUGACCAGCCCACAGGGCACCCGCUCCACACUGCUCGCUCCCAGGCCUCAUGACUACUCGUCAGAGGGCUUUAAUGACUGGGCCUUCAUGACCACACACUCCUGGGACGAGGACCCCCGGGGGGAGUGGACCCUGGAGAUAGUGAACAUGGCUGGGGCCAGCGACUAUGGCACUCUGACUCAGUUCACCCUGGUGCUGUAUGGUACAGGCUCAGACUCUCCCAGCUCCACAGCCAAGGACCUCUCUCAGUCCAGUAAUGGCAGCUGUAAGACUUUUGACCUACAGCAGAUCUGCAUUGAGUGCAAUGGUGGCUACUACCUCUUCCAGCAGGGCUGUGUGAGGGACUGUCCAGCAGGCUACACUGCAGGCUCCCAGCUCCUAAAUUACACCAUGGGGAACUUUGUGGAUCCAGCCUCCGUCCCCUCCUGCCUGCCCUGCCGACCCCCCUGCCUCACCUGCAGCGGCCUCAGCCCCAGCGCCUGCCUCUCCUGCCCCCCUCACAGCCACCUGGACCCUGUGUCCAGCACCUGCCUGCACCUCAACCAGAUCCAGAGGGAGUCCCCCGGCAACUUCAUGGUGGGCCAGGGCAACGCCGGUCCCCGCACAGAACUCAGCUCCCACCUGCCCGUCACCAUCGCUGUGCUCAGCUGCAUGGUCAUCAUGGCCACCUUUGCUGGGGUGUUCGUUCUGCUGCAGCUGAGAUCUGGAGUCCUGGCCAAACUGCCCUCACUGGAGGAGGCAGGCUCAGGCCUGAGGGGGGGCUUCGGCCUGGGUGGCAGCAGCAAAAUGGUUUCGUACCGCGGUAUCCCUACAGUUUGGGGCGACGAGGGGGCGAACACUGACUCUGACAACGAUGAGUUUGACGUCCACAAUGAGAAGACUGCCUUUAUCAAAACACAAAGUGCUCUUUAACCCCCUCCUGUCUUCCUAUUCCUGCUUUCUACUGCCUCUCCCCCAAUCACUCUGACUCGUCUAAUUCCGGGCUCCCUAGCCUCCUCAUGGUCCCCUCCUCUGGUUUCUCUUUCCCUGUUUCGCUCCCUCGUUCUUCCUGUCCUCGGGUUUCAUCCCCCAGGUUUAGUGUUCCACUCUGCAGUGGGUGACCUGAUGGGAGACUGGAGUCACAUGGAAUGGGGAUGGCCUGGGUGUGCUCGGCGCUCGCUUCACACUCGGGUGCUUUUCUAUUAAAUGGGCUCUCUGUGCCCUUUCGCCCUCAAUCACCAACAGACAGAGUGUGUCUGAACACAGCCCAUUUCCCGUACGGCUCCAGGGUUUCCAUGUCACAAUAAACAAACGAUUAUUGUUUGCUCUCUCCCUCCUUUUUUAUAUUUUUUUCAUCUCCAGUUCCAUUGCAGUAGCCGGAUGAGAUUGUAAAUUGGGGGUAGACAGCUGUGUGUGUGCGUGCUGAGUGGACAGCGAGAUCGGGGUAGGGUUCUGAGAAGCCACAGCAGAGUCCUCAUAGUUCCAGUGUUUUGGUGAAUCAGCCCCAGGCCCUCUCAGAGCUGCUGAGUGUGUGUCCAUGCUGCAGUAUGAGACUGUAUCUCUCUCUCAGCUAUGGCUGGAUACAUGGCUAUGAGACUAGCAACGCUCACUCUCCCCUCGGCAUGGAAUUCAGGAGGCGUUCUGCUUAUUCAGAGCGGUUUAGGAAUGCUGGAUUCAUGUGAUUCUGAGGGUUAUAUAAAGUCCCCUGACCUCCGCCCCUCUCUGCUCUCCAGUGUGGGGGAUGGAGGAGAGAUGGGGUUUGGACUGAGUGCUCGCUCGCUGCCAGAUCCCCAAAGAUAGGUCAGCAGUUCACCCAGCUACGCCUCCACACUUUACUGGGCCUCAGAGUUUAGAUCAAAAUAAUAUUGCCUCUAUGAUUAAAACCCCAUUCCCAAGAAAAAGUACCUAGGAAGAAUUAAAUUGGCUUUCCACUCAAGGCUUCUAAUUGCUCAGCUACUGAGGAUGAGAGUGGUAGUGAGAUAUAUUGUGGAUGGGGCUCAGUACAGUAGAAGUUACUUUUUUUAACACAAGGGCUCCUGUGGGCUUCUCUGAGCAGCUAUACAGGUAGUGAGAGGAGUGUGUGAUAGAGAGAAGGGUUUUACACACUGCAGAGGAGAGAGAGAAUAACAAAGCCUGGCCAUGAUUACCAGAUGGGGCUCUCCACUCUCCCUACUCUGCUGCUCUUUUAAUGCUGUUCAUCACACACACAUAGCACUAUGUUGGUCUUAUAACUUACUGAAACAAGAGGUAGGGUGUGUGUAUGUGUCUUUGUGUGUCUGAGUGUGUGCCGGCCAAGUGUUUGAGCAGGUGUCUAGUUGAGCAAUAGGAGGGAAUGACUACAUUAGGAAUACUAAGGAUGUGGUUGGGUUUGUAGGCUGAGCUAUGAUACUGGUUGGCCUUUGGAGUUGUAGCUUCCCUGUCUGCUUUUCUUUAAAGAACUGGCUAUGUUAAAGAACUGAGUCAGCUUCUCUCCACUCGCCCUCCAGUCAUCAUCAGGGAUGUCGAUGAAAACUAGAGAUAAUCGGUUUCAUAUACUUGCCAAUGAAUUAUACCCUGAACGACACUACAGCUCAGAUGUGUUCCAAGGGAUGUUUUUUUCUACUCAUACUGUAUCUUUAUUGAAAAACCUUAAAGUGAAUUGUUGACUACAUAUCUUCAUUCUACAAUCUGCACCUCAUUAAUCCAUCCAUUGGACAAAUAUUGGAUCCAUCCAUCCAUCUAUCUUUUUUUUCUUUUUUUAUGUUGAAGUUAUUUUUCAUUUCCAGCAGAUAAUAGGAGGCUUCACUGAGAGGGGUUGUCAUAGUGACAAUAUGCAUAUAAGAUUGAUGCAGCUGCUCAUCCCGUCCUCUCACUCAGAUCACACAGCAACGGCAGCAGAGUAUAUAUGUUCUAUAGCAAUUAUGAAUGAUUAUAUAGGUCAAAGGUGAAAGCUUUUCAGAGAAGGAUAUUUCUUUUGAAGAGUAGGAGUUUUCCUUUCACUGAUUUACACAUCUACAGUAAUAAUAAGACUGAAAUGUCUUUAUCUACAGUGCCAGGGCUGUAGGGCUGCAGUCUCUCUCCUUUUCUCUCUCUCUCCUCCCCUACUCUGUCUUGGCACAACUUAAAGGUAAUUUCAUAUAUCCUGAUUUAUGCCCUCUGAAUAUAUCGUUUUCAGGAUUGUUUUCUAAGGGGGGUGAUCCCUGUGCUUUAAAUCUUAUGUAAUUAAAAACAUUGCUGAGGAAGACAAUCUCCAAUACACAGACUGGGGGGGUUGCUAUCCUCUGAUUGCAAAGUAAUGACGGCCAACUUUGAGCAAAAGAUGUCAUUAUUACAAAGAUGGAAUAGUGUGCCGUUUGGCCCUGGCUGAUGUAAAGUACAGUAAUGCUGUUAUUGAUGAUCAUUUGUUCCCUUAAAAUGAAGAAGUAACUGAUAAAUUCUUAGGGAUUGUUCUACCUACCAGAAUUAUAGUUGAGCUGCAGCUGAGGCAAUCAUUUUAAUGCCCCAACGUACUUCCCCCACUUACAUUAUUGCCUCUAAGUUGGUCACUCCUGAAUGUGGAAAUCUCUAUUGCAUUAUAACACUAUGCCUAAGAGAAUGGACAGCUGCUGGGAAGGAGGUUGCGCUCCUUGCAGUGCAGCCUCAAUACUACAGCUGACUGCAGCAGAGUUUCUGGCAUUACCAAAGAUGGGGCAAUUUAGAGUUGUGUUCAGUACAGUUCUGCUCCAGAUUGCUGAGCCUGAAAUGGGGAGAUGACGCAAUCUGAGGUUUUCUAUAUGCAUUGAUUCAUAAAUCAGAUGAAUUUGUCAUUUUUUAGCUAUUUCUGUUAUUCCUGCUUUUUAAUGCAGAGAGACCUUUCCCUCUCCACCCCCUGCUGGGUGACAGUGGUGGAGCUGAGAUACAGCGUUGGAUGUGGAGGGAGCAGAUUGAGAAUGUAUCCCAUCCCCAUACACUAAAGGGCUGUAUGAGGGUGUGUGUGUGUGUGUGUGUGUGUGUGUGUGUGUGUGUGUGUGUGUGUGUGUGUGUGUGUGUGUGUGUGUGUGUGUGUGUGUGUGUGUGUGUGUGUGUGUGUGUGUGUGUGUGUGUUACAACUACAGAAGAAACACUCUCAUGGGGGUUAAACAGAGCUCUGGACACGGCCCAUGCAGCUCUGUCCACCUCUCCACACCUCUCCUCAUGAAGUCUUUGGCCUGGGGCUACAUACAGUACCUAACAGAAACAGUGACCUAUGAAUAAUGUAAAAGAAUGACUACCUUAAGAUGGGACAUAACUCUAAAAUAAGGCCUAUUUUUGUACUAUAUAUAUGGUGCAGUGUAAUUUUCUUGUAAUUUAAAGAUUUGUUUUGCUCUUGUUAAAUUUGUCAUUUUUAUUUAAUUGAUAGAUUCUAUGAAAAAUAAAGAUCUAUGCAAACUUCA
Molecule: messenger RNA, 6127 nt
Organism: Coregonus clupeaformis (lake whitefish)
Lineage: Eukaryota; Metazoa; Chordata; Actinopteri; Salmoniformes; Salmonidae
Product: furin-1-like
Exons: 16
Coding region: 210-2669 (819 amino acids)
Biological process (GO): peptide hormone processing
Cellular component (GO): trans-Golgi network; Golgi membrane
Molecular function (GO): serine-type endopeptidase activity
Source: RefSeq, a predicted model, not a curated record